Anastrepha ludens (Mexican fruit fly) is the source of this 2242-nucleotide messenger RNA. RefSeq names its product protein arginine N-methyltransferase 7 (gene Art7). NCBI's taxonomy places the organism in Eukaryota, Metazoa, Arthropoda, Insecta, Diptera, Tephritidae. The record is from RefSeq and is a predicted model, not a curated record. The transcript is spliced from 3 exons. The coding region runs from base 76 to 2199 and encodes 707 amino acids. Gene Ontology annotation, molecular function: protein-arginine omega-N monomethyltransferase activity. Gene Ontology annotation, biological process: peptidyl-arginine methylation.
AACUGGUUUGUUCCAAUUUUAUACAAAUCAGCUGUUCGUAAAAUACAAGUCUUUUUUAUUUUGCAUUGUUUUCACAUGCGAGUCCAAUUGCUGCAAAAUAUUUUGACAACAUUUCGCCACGCACGUUAUCCCAUGGCAGUAUUUACUCAAGUUAUAAAUCCAUUGACAGGCUGUAAUGAAUGGGCUGUACAUGACAAUGACUAUGAUUACCAAAUGGAGUUAACAUGUACCGGCUUUGGUGAUAUGUUGCACGAUCGUGAACGCAAUCAAAAAUAUUAUGAAGCACUGCGAAAAGCCAUAGCGCGGAUGCACGCAGACGGACACGAAGUGCACGUUUUGGAUAUUGGCACUGGGACAGGCAUAUUAUCAAUGAUGGCUUUAACUGCCGGUGCUGACACGGUUACCGCGUGUGAAGCAUUUAUGCCCAUGGCGAAUUGUGCGCAGCGCAUAUUUGCGGCAAACGGAUUUAGUGACAAGGUACGUCUUGUGAAGAAACGCUCAACUGAGAUGCGUGUUGGAAAGGACAUGCCGCAAAGGGCAAACCUAUUAGUCGCCGAAUUAUUGGAUACGGAGUUAAUAGGCGAGGGAGCAAUUGGUAUAUACAACCACGCGCAUGAUGAACUGCUAACGGAUGACGUAGUUUGUAUACCUGCAAAGGCAACAUGCUAUGCACAAGUAGUGCAAUCGACACUUGCCUCUCAAUGGAAUGCUAUGAAAAUUGUUGCUGAUUUAGAUGGCAACAUACUGCUAAAACCACCCAAAGACGUACUAGAUUGUAAGGGAGAAGCGGCGGUGCAUGAUGUACAACUUUCUCAACUAAGCUUAGACCACUUCCGUCCACUCACAAAACCAUUAGAAAUAUUUGAAUUUAAUUUCAAUCAAAAGAUAAGGAGACAUACACAAAGGCAGCAUUUGUUAGAAGUGAAUGCAUUGCAACCAGGGUCAACCGAUAUCGUGUUCUAUUGGUGGGAUAUACAAAUGUAUUCUAAAGAUGAGGACACAUUAAGUUGUGCUCCAUAUUGGGCACAUCCCGAUUACAAGGAAGAAACAGAUGUUAUUCCUUGGCGAGAUCAUUGGAUGCAGGCGAUAUACUACAUCCCAAAACCAUUACAAAUAUCUAGAAGUGGUGAGAAAUUUGUGCUUAAUUGUAACCAUGACGAAUACUCCCUUUGGUUUGAUGUGCAUACCACACUGACGUCAGGGAAGAAAGAGGUACCACGCCACGCGUGUACGUGCAAUUUUCACCUUGCCUAUUCCCAUUCACGUAUUGGUCAACUAAAUCAGUCUGUGCGCAACAAAAGGUAUCUAAACUAUUUAGAAGAGAACUUAACCAAAAACUCGAAAGUUCUUUGCAUUGGGGAUAGUUGUAUUUUGGGGUUGGCUAUAGCAAAAAUGGGAGUCACUUCCGUAGUUCUAUGCGAAAAGAACUCUUUUUCGAGACGAUUCAUGAAUUCCGUUGCACAAAGCAACAACUUAGAAAACGUGGAGUUUGUCGGAAAUUUAAAUAAUCUCGAGGAAAUCAAAUUGCCACAUCUAACCCAUAUAUUUGCCGAGCCAUACUUUCUAUCCGCUAUCUUGCCAUGGGACAAUUUUCUGUUUGGUCAACUUUUGCAAAAAAUCGUGGACAAACUGUCGCCAACAGUGCAAAUAUCACCACAUUCCGCUAAAAUAUUUGCAGUUCCUGUGCAAUUCACCGACCUGCAUAAAAUACGUUCACCUGUGAAUCAAUGUGAAGGAUUCGACUUGAGCAUAUUCGACGAAAUGAUUAAGAAAGCGAGAUCAACAUUACCUGAUAGCAAAAUUGAAGCGCACCCGCUUUGGGAAUAUCCUUGCAAAGCAUUAGCUACACCUCAAGAAGUUUUACAUAUUAACUUUCAAGAUUUUAACAAUGAAUACUCCACAAACGGACUCAUCACAAUAGAAAGUGACGCCUCUUGCAAUGGCAUCGCGCUUUGGGUUGAUUGGAAUAUCGAUGGUGUUGGUAGUCCAAAGUCGUUUGUAAGCACUGGACCUGUAGAAUCAAUUGUACCAGGGAACUUUAUUAAAUGGGAUAUGUUUGUUCGACAAGGUGUGCACUUAUUUGACGAGAGUUACCCAGUGUUUAAUCGAAAGAGCAGCGUACGGUGGACAUUACUUUAUAAACCGAAAUCAAGUAAAUUUGAAUUGGAUUUUAAUGUGAAUAACCUCCCAACGAGUUAAUCGAGCAACAGUUUCACCUCAUCAAACCAACCGUGCAGGAUAG